ACCUCAUAAUCACUAAACAGAAAUGAUAACGACUUUCGUCUCGCGUGAUCUGUCAAAGCGUUGAUUUAUUUGAUACGGGCUUUUGUACGAUAAAUAUUCCUCGCAUUAGUCAAUCCACUCUUGAGUAUUCCCCGUAAGAUCUAAGCAAUUUAUUCCGCAGCUCAACAGAAAGCCGGGGGAAAGGUGCUGCAUUGUUGUCUUUUGCAUUCCUCUUUUCGUCUUCCAUCUUGGCGAGACAAUUCUCUAACAAAGAGACCAUCUGAACAAUAAAAACUGUUCCGACCGACAUUCAUCUCUGCCUUUCUCUGAAAUACAAGUAAUUUAAAUUAGAAUCUGCAACAAGGAGUGCUACCUAUCAAUAUUUCCAGCGAUUUUCUGACGCAUAAUACGACAAUUUGUGAAGAUGCUUGGGACUGGUAAUAAAGAUAAAGAUGGAAAAUAUUGGUACGAAUAUCUGGCCAAUGCCAAGCAAGACCCAACGCUCGCAUCUACCGUACUCCGAGGUUUCGCCAAAGUACAAUACGGUCAACCACAAGUGGAAUUUCACAUAAAAACAUUGCAAAUAUUGGGCGCAUCCCUGGAGGUGGUAUCAGAGAGGGUAAAGAGCAAUGUCAAAGCCCAACAUUUCAGGAAUCGUGGAAAUUCCUUGCUCUCGUCCAAUGCAGACGCAGCUAAGGUUGUCGAAAUGUACACACAAAGUAUCGCCUACGCAUUACCUGGCUCUGGAGAGUUGGCAUUGGCUUAUGGCAACCGCUCAGCAGUUUCAUAUAAGAGAAGGAAUUACGAGGACUGUUUAAUUGACAUAGAAAAGUCCCUCGAAAGUGGUUAUCCAGACGGAAUGAAAGCAAAACUUUACGCUAGAAGGGUCAGGUGUCUAGUGGCUUUGGCAAGACCGAAGGCAGACGUUCAGAAAGCUUUGGCAGACACUAGAAAUGCAAUGUCUAAGAUGGAUGAAAAGGCGAGCGGAAGGGAUCUGGUUGUAAAGACACUGAUUGACAGGAAUCACAUGGCUCCAAGGGACAACACGGAGAAUUGUUCACUUGUCGAUAAAUCGACAAAGGUGAAGCCCAGAGUACAGGAUGACAGUUGUGAGAUACCUGGGGCCACCGGGAUCAAAAUUCAGUAUUCAAAGAAGUUUGGCAGACAUCUCGUUGCUACCAGAGACAUUCGACCUGGUGAUAUCAUUGCUGUAUUCAAUAACUACGCGAAUGCACGGUCUCCAGAGAAAUGUUAUUAUGAGUGUGCUCAAUGUACUAAGACGACAAAUGUUGGCAUUCCGUGUGAUCAUUGUGUCAAUGUCAUUUACUGCUCGACUUCUUGUCGUGAUGAAGCAUGGAAACUUUAUCAUGAGAUUGAAUGUCCUGUAUUGGGAGUAAUAUUGGAUCUUGGAGUCCCUACGAAGACUCUCUUGGCCGUGAGAAUUACGUUGAGAGCACUCAAAGAGACCGGGAGUGUUUGUCAGCUCAAGAAGCUGCUGACAAAACUUGACUCCAUUUCUGAUUCAGAAACGGUAGGUUUCACGGGCAAUGUAUUUGAUUGCUCGAAGUAUGCCUCAGUUUAUUCAUUAACCAAUCACUCAGGAAAGCAGCUGAGAUGUCACGAUUACUGCGUAUCCCUGAUGACGACUUUUGCAGUCUAUUACCUAGCCACACGAACUGAGAUAUUUGGCCAGAAAUAUGAUGCAGAUCUUCGAGUUUUCGACAAAAAUCCAUCGUUAGGUUUCGUCGCAGGACUGAUGAUAAGGAACGGUGCGAUCGCCGAUGAGACUGAUGCAGGGGAUACGUUCGUUGCACCACUCAUAGCACUCUGCAAGCACAGCUGCAAUGCUAAUGUAAUGUUUAUGGGCUUCAAUAACAACAUUGCAUUCGCUGCUGAACCGAUCAAAGCAGGUGAACAGAUUUGGACCACUUAUCUAGGCUUAGAGUACAUUAAUGUUCCAAAACCAGAGAGACAUCAACUACUCCAGAGAUAUCACAAAUUCUCCUGCAAAUGUGUAGCAUGUGUGAAUAAUUGGCCAAUAGCUAAUCAACUCCCCAGUUAUGCAAACAUGCCAAGGAUGUCCCGCACAACUCGAAAGUUGUUGUCCGAUGCUGUAUGUGCUUACUCCCUCAAAGCUAUGGUAACUAAGGUCUCUGGAAAGCUUUUGGAGGCCAAGGAUGAUCUCGUUAAACUGCUUGAGUUACUCUUUGAACACGCCUGUCCUUCUCGAGAGAUCGUUAAUUAUCAAGAUGAGUUGAUAAACAUUAUGUUUUGCAGUCACGAUUUCUCCUGAUUCCUCAGGAAUUUGUAAACAUCAUCCUGAAGCCAUUGAACGUGAAUUAUUUUGGUUUCAGGUUUUUUUAAUGCUGUUGUAUUUCAUGACCAUGCAAAUUGUCAAUGUUAUUUUUUAAUCGUUCAAUGUGAAGACUUAGAAAAUGUGUUCAAUUAAUGAAGUCAUAAUUGAGCCAAACAUUGCUCUUUAAGCAGUGGAUGUAUCAUAUUCUUAUUCGGAGAAACUGUCCACUGGAAUUGUCUAGCGAAUUUGCUAGACAAUUCCAGUGGAUUUCUAUUGAACUUCCUGAGUUUUUAAAAUAUUCAA
Molecule: messenger RNA, 2578 nt
Organism: Diachasma alloeum
Lineage: Eukaryota; Metazoa; Arthropoda; Insecta; Hymenoptera; Braconidae
Product: SET and MYND domain-containing protein 4
Exons: 6
Coding region: 404-2272 (622 amino acids)
Molecular function (GO): protein binding
Source: RefSeq, a predicted model, not a curated record